Talpa occidentalis (Iberian mole) is the source of this 1114-nucleotide messenger RNA. RefSeq names its product trans-3-hydroxy-L-proline dehydratase-like. Lineage: Eukaryota; Metazoa; Chordata; Mammalia; Eulipotyphla; Talpidae. The record is from RefSeq and is a predicted model, not a curated record. Bases 1 to 987 code for a protein of 328 amino acids. The transcript is spliced from 3 exons. Gene Ontology annotation, molecular function: hydro-lyase activity.
AUGGACGUUGUCAGGCGUUCCCUGCCCUCCCGGCGUGAGCAUCAGGGAGCCACACCUGUGGCCUUGUGCGCAUGCCUCAUGGCGGCACCUGGGGUGUGGCGUGGGCGCCUUCAGUGCAAGCACCUGAGCCGGAGGCUGCGCUACGUAAGGGCGGAGUCAGCGAGCAGAGAACUGAGCGCGGCCACGUCUGGCAUCGGGGCCCCACACCCCGGGAGGCCGGCGCCCCCGACCACAGGUGGGCCGCGACGAGCCCCCGCGUCCCGACCAUCUUUCCGCGCUUCCCAACGCGCACGUCCAGCAAAGCCGCUGAGGCGGCAUCUGGAAGACGACAAAGGCCUCCCCGUUCCCGGGGCGCGCGAGCGCGCCCCCCGCAGGGCGUCCGGAGCCAGGACCCGCCACCGCGGGAGGAGCCCCCGCGCCCGGCCCGAGGAUCUCCUGGUGAACGUUCCCAGCUAUGGAAAAGUGGUAGUGGACAUUGCAUAUGGUGGUGCAUUUUAUGCCUUUCUCAGUGCUGAAAAGUUAGGACUGGAUGUUUGUUCUGCAAAGACAAGGGACCUUGUGGAUGCAGCAAGUGCAGUAACAGAAGCAGUGAAAACUCAGUUUAAAAUCCAUCAUCCUGAUAGCGAAGAUCUUGCCUUUUUAUAUGGAACUAUAUUAACAGAUGGAAAAGAUGCUUAUAGUGAGGAACCAACCACCAAUAUUUGUGUUUUUGCAGAUGAACAGGUGGACAGAAGCCCUACCGGCUCAGGUGUGACAGCCCGAAUUGCCUUACAGUAUCACAAAGGCCUUCUGGAACUGAACCAGGCCAGAGCCUUUAAAAGCAGUGCAACUGGCUCAGUAUUCACAGGAAAGGCUGUGAGGGAAGCAAAAUGUGGUGAUUUUAAAGCUGUUAUACUGGAAGUAUCUGGACAAGCCCACUACACAGGCACAGCAAGUUUUGUGGUAGAAGAUGAUGAUCCACUGAAGGAUGGGUUCCUUCUCAAGUGACUCCUCUGACUUACUUAUAAGGGCUUUCUUUGUAAAGCAAUUAUUAUCCAUAAGUAAUUUUUCUCUAAAUUAUGUGAAAAAUUGUAUUCCAGUUGUACAUGUGAGACAACCUCCAUUCUUUCUAAAU